UAAUGGCAUUUCGUUUCAAAGUAAUUAAACGAGACUUCUUUUAAAAAUAUAAAAGGAGCCUAAAAAAGCCAUUUUUUUUUAAAUAGUUAUAGAAGCGCAAAGGCUCACCAAAAUACAGUAAAUAAAGCAAUAAAAAAUGAAAUCGUUCUACAUUUUGCUAGCGACGAGUGUUUUUAAUGCAAUAGAUUGCCAGGUCAUAGAGAAGUGCCAAUGGAGUGCGCAUACAACAAUUGAAACCUCAAACUCUCAACCUCCAACAUAUGCCGUAAAUUUAGACCAGCCUGCAAGUGAACGCUGGAAAGAUAUUGUAGCCCCUCGUAAAGAACAGAUUUUAAACUUUGUAAAUUAUAUAAAAGAAUUUGUGCCUUCACUAUUUUCGUACGCAGUGUCUACUUGGUUGGGAAUGGCAGUGCAUAAACUUCCAAAACCUUUAGACGAAGAAAUCAUAGGAAUAGCCAAAACUUUGCAAAUGCCGAUAGGGGACAUAAUGGCGUGUAAUAUUUUCUACGAGUUAGAGAAGCUUUGCACAUCAAUUAUAACAAGUGAUGAUCAAGGUAAUAUCUAUCAUGGAAGAAAUCUAGAUCUUGGUGUUUUUAUGGGGUGGGAUUUGAAAAAAAAUUCAUGGAAAGUUGCUGAACUAUUAAAGCCAUUAACCAUCAACGUUGAUUUUGUGCUAAAUGGAAAAGUUCUAUUUAAAUCUGUGCAGUUUGCUGGAACAGUUGGUAUAUUCACAGGAGUUGCACCUGGAAAGUUUUCAUUCAGUUUAAAUUCUAGAAGCUCUAAUGAACUGUUUGCAGGGCCUAAAAGUGUUAUAACUUGGCUUCUAUCAUUUGAGAAAAAGAAAUUCGCUAGUCUCUGGGCAAGAACUGUGAUGGAAAAAGCUCAAAGCUAUCAACAUGCUAAGGAGAUGUUAUCAACAGAGCCUUUGUUAGCACCUGUUUAUUAUAUACUUGCCGGAAUAAAAUUAAAUGAAGGUGUCAUAAUUUCAAGAUCAAAUACUGAGAGUUUAAAUCCUGUUGAACUUUCCUCGACCACUUGGUAUUUGGUGCAAACAAACUAUGAUCAUUGGGAAAUUGCUCCAUUUUAUGAUGAUAGAAGAACUCCGACAAUAUUAUGCUUGAAUGAAAUUGCAGGCAAUUUAAAAAGCAACAAUGGAACAGCUAUUAAUCAACACUCAAUUUUGUAUGACGUGUUAUCAACAAUACCAAUCGAAAAUAAGGCUACCAUAUACACUGCAAUAAUGAACGCCAAAUCAGGUACGGUUGAUAGUUAUCUCAGAAAUUGCCCUGGAACAUGCUAUCCUUGGUAAAUAAAUUAGAAAGAUGAACUAUCGUUGCACAAAUGCAGAUGUGGUUUGCUUGUUACAAGGUUACGCUUUGUACUGUUUCUACAUGUUUUUAUCAAAAAAGAGAAGAAAUUUUAUUUAUGGUACUUUUAGUGGAGUUCAAUCUACCAAUGGUGAAAAGAUUCUUCAAUUUUAUGAAGACUAAAAACUCAUAAACGAUUAAACACCUUCUUGUAAAAAAGUAGUUUUCCUGUUAUGAAGCGCGACAAAUGUCUCAUAACGAUAACACAUGUAAACAUAAAUGUUUACUAGUUAAUAUUCAUUAGAUGCUUAACAAAUCUUUACUUGAUAUUAAACUUUCUGAGGUAUUACCUUUUUGCGAGAUUUAA
Hydra vulgaris (swiftwater hydra) is the source of this 1674-nucleotide messenger RNA. RefSeq names its product acid ceramidase. Gene Ontology annotation, biological process: fatty acid metabolic process. Lineage: Eukaryota; Metazoa; Cnidaria; Hydrozoa; Anthoathecata; Hydridae. Gene Ontology annotation, cellular component: lysosome. Gene Ontology annotation, molecular function: N-acylsphingosine amidohydrolase activity; fatty acid amide hydrolase activity. The record is from RefSeq and is a predicted model, not a curated record.